Geosmithia morbida is the source of this 1359-nucleotide messenger RNA. Its product is annotated as translation elongation factor EF-1 alpha. The coding region runs from base 1 to 1359 and encodes 452 amino acids. Lineage: Eukaryota; Fungi; Ascomycota; Sordariomycetes; Hypocreales; Bionectriaceae. The record is from RefSeq and is a predicted model, not a curated record. Gene Ontology annotation, molecular function: GTP binding; GTPase activity; translation elongation factor activity. The transcript has 6 exons. Gene Ontology annotation, biological process: translation; translational elongation.
AUGGGUAAGGACGAGAAGUCUCACAUCAACAUUGUCGUUAUCACUGGUCACCUGAUCUACCAGUGCGGUGGUAUCGACAAGCGUACCAUCGAGAAGUUCGAGAAGGAAGCCGCCGAGCUCGGUAAGGGCUCUUUCAAGUAUGCCUGGGUUCUUGACAAGCUCAAGGCCGAGCGUGAGCGUGGUAUCACCAUCGAUAUCGCCCUCUGGAAGUUCGAGACCCCCAAGUACCAGGUCACCGUCAUCGAUGCCCCCGGUCACCGUGACUUCAUCAAGAACAUGAUUACUGGUACUUCCCAGGCCGACUGCGCCGUUCUCAUCAUUGCCGCCGGUACUGGUGAGUUCGAGGCCGGUAUCUCCAAGGAUGGUCAGACCCGUGAGCACGCUCUGCUCUCGUACACCCUCGGUGUCCGUCAGCUCAUCGUCGCCAUCAACAAGAUGGACACUGCUCAGUGGUCCGAGGCCCGUUUCAACGAGAUUGUCAAGGAGACCUCCACCUUCAUCAAGAAGGUCGGCUACAACCCCAAGCAGGUUGCCUUCGUCCCCAUCUCGGGUUUCAACGGCGACAACAUGCUUACUGGCCCCUCCCCCAACAGCCCUUGGUUCAAGGGUUGGGAGCGUGAGGUCGGCAAGGGUGGCAAGGCCACUGGCAAGUCUCUCCUCGAUGCCAUUGACGCCAUUGAGCCCCCCAAGCGUCCCAACGACAAGCCCCUCCGUCUUCCCCUCCAGGAUGUCUACAAGAUCGGUGGUAUUGGCACAGUGCCCGUCGGCCGUAUCGAGACCGGUACCCUCAAGCCCGGCAUGGUCGUCACCUUUGCUCCCGCCAACGUCACCACUGAGGUCAAGUCCGUCGAGAUGCACCACGAGCAGCUCCAGGAGGGUUUCCCCGGUGACAACGUUGGUUUCAACGUGAAGAACGUUUCCGUCAAGGAUAUCCGCCGUGGUAACGUCGCUUCCGACUCCAAGAACGACCCCGCCACGGGCGCCGCUUCUUUCAACGCCCAGGUCAUUGUCAUCAACCACCCUGGCCAGGUCGCCGCCGGUUACGCACCCGUCCUGGACUGCCACACCGCCCACAUUGCCUGCAAGUUCGCCGAGCUCAUCGAGAAGAUUGACCGCCGUACUGGUAAGGCUGUUGAGUCCAACCCCAAGUUCAUCAAGUCUGGUGACUCCGCCAUCGUCAAGAUGGUUCCCUCCAAGCCCAUGUGCGUUGAGGCUUUCACCGACUACCCUCCUCUGGGCCGCUUCGCCGUCCGUGACAUGCGCCAGACCGUCGCCGUCGGUGUCAUCAAGUCCGUUGAGAAGGCCGCCGCCGGUGCCGCCAAGGUCACCAAGUCCGCCGCCAAGGCUGGCAAGAAAUAA